This is a messenger RNA of Brassicogethes aeneus, 639 nucleotides long. NCBI's taxonomy places the organism in Eukaryota, Metazoa, Arthropoda, Insecta, Coleoptera, Nitidulidae. The record is from the annotation of a GenBank genome assembly.
AUGGUUUGGGGAGAACCUCUUCUAAGAGAAACAGGUGUUUACGGUCAAGAUUUUAGGUAUGAUGAAGUUUUUAACGCAACCACUUACAGACCGACGAUUCAAUUGAAAUUGCUGGGAGUAAAAGCUGGCAGAAAUUCUAGUGCUUUUAUAGGUUAUUUUAAUGCUUCUUUAGCUAGUAAACUAAAUGAUAAAAACUCUUCGUAUACGAGUAAUUUGAAUGAAGAAUCUCGUUCAAAAAGAGGAGUUAUACAUUUGUACAAUAUGGUCAGCUGUGCAACUGGUUGCAAUCCCCUGAAAUACAAAGGAUAUGGGUGUUUUUGCGGAUUUUUGGGAUCUGGAUAUCCAGUCGACGGAAUCGACAAAUGUUGCAAAAAACACGAUUGGUGUUACGAUGCAGCUAAUUGUCCAAUGUUUUUGGAGUAUUUUGUGCCCUAUGUGUGGAAAUGUUAUUACAACAGGCCAUUAUGUGCUAUUGACCAUGACGGUUACGGAGGGCCCGGUUCUUGUGCAAGCAGGCUAUGCGAAUGCGACCGUGUUUUGUCGGAAUGCCUGAGUCGGUUUCCGUGUCCGAAUUCCCGCGCAUUUUGCCGAACUGCACCCUUGAGACUUUUACAAAACGCACUCAUGAUUUUUCCCUGA